AUGGCCUACAAUCAGUAUGGGGGUAACCCCUACGGUAUGCCACCGGGCUACGGUGGCUACGGCGCACCACCACCUGGCAGGAAUGCGCCGCCGGGCCUUGGUGCGACUUCAACGCUCGAUGCAACUUGUGAUGAAGUACUGGCUGACUUUGAUGGUGAAGGACCUCCUCCCGGUAUGGCUGCUCCCCCCGGCGUGGGAGCCCCCCCAGGUAUGCAGCAAGCCAACGCUCCCCAAUCUGGGCGUCCUGGCGGCUUACCCGCCAGCUUUCAGGCUCCGGCCAACAUGCCGAAUAUCAACUUCAACGCGCCCGUCAUUCGCCUAGGGACGAGCGCACCGACGACAGACGGUGGUGGCAGGGGUGAUCGGUCGCAAGCCUCGGGCGGCCGGGCCGGCCUUGGUAUGGAACGUGGUCCCGAUCAGGGACGAGGUGCUGCCAGAGAGGCUGCCCAAAUGCUGAUCCCGCCAAGCGCCGAUGAGAAACUCCGAACGAUCAUGCUUCACCAAAUCCCGGACGGCGUUCAAGGCGAUGAGGGGGUGCAGAAGCUAUUGAGUGCUGUUGGAACUCUGCGCAAGUGGGAGUCUGCGGCCAGUGUGUUGGAAGAGCACAGAGGCACAAAGUUUGGUUUCGCGCUUUUCGACGAUGCUGAGUCAGUAUCUAAUGCUGUCAAGCUUCUGCACGAGCAGAAUGUGGAAGUGCCGGUUCGGCGCCAAGGCGGUUCGGCCGACGCCCCCCCCGAAGACGAAAAUUUCGAGGGCAUUGAGAAGGUUGCGCUUCAGGUUGCUGUAGACCCUACCACGCUCAAGUACGCCGAGUCUUUCGAAGAGAGCAGAGCGGACAAUCCCGCCGCCUUUGGGAAGGUGGAGGACGCUCAGGCAGCUCUGAGGCAAGUUCUGCGCGAGCUGUUCUACCCUCCAAUCAGCAACGGUACCGACGUCGAUGGUGACAGUGCCAUGAAGAAUGACGCCGAUGAGAAUGUUGAAGUGGUCAAUAUCCCCAUAGCGCAGGAAGAUGAAUUGGCUGAUAUUCCUGCGGAGAUGCGGGAGGUCGUGGCGGGAGAAAUCGCUGCAUUCCGUGAGAGGAGUAAUCAACGAGAUCUGGAGAGACUGCGAAAGGAGGAGGAGAUGGAGGAGAUGGAGAGGCAGCGAAACGGUUCAUCUCGACCGGCGGGCGGAGCAAAUAUUAUUCCCCUCGGCCCCAAGGGAACCGUGCCAAAUGCUCCAUCUGGACCUAGGGGCCAAAACGGACAUCAUCGUGUAUCGUUUCUUAACGGUGAAUUCGGCAUAAACGAUGAAGAAGACUCGCAGGCCAGCGAUGAGGAGCUCAACCGAAGACAGAAGAAAGCACAGCAAAGCGAGGACGACAAGGCGUACAUUGACGCCGAACGCAAGUGGGCAAAUCGCGAACGUUCAAGGCAAUCGGCACUGGACCGGGAACAAGACCGUGAGAAGCAAGAAGCUGAGACUGAGCGGUUCAAGAAGGACGAACAUCUUGAGAGAGACAAGUCGUGGGAUGAUGAUCGAGAGGCCAGCCGCAAAUCACAUCUCUACUACCGCGACCAUGGAACGUGGGCUCGGAAACGCGGUAUGGACCGGGCAGAUGAGGAGAGCAAAGACGAUGCGGACCGGCGAGCCGAAAACGACGAGCGGCGCCGGGAGCAGGCACAAGCGGAGAAGGCCAGAGGCAUGGCCGACUCGUUCCUGGACCAGCAAGCUGAAGAGAUGGACCGGCGCGAGGCGGCGGCGGCUGCUGCUCCUCAGCCAUUCAAGCUUUCUCUGGGCGCCGCUGUUCAAAAGGCACAAGCUUCCAGAGUGCCCCAGCGCCGUACAAUUGCCGAGGUUGAGGGCCUGCUGGACGACGAGGACACGGAGCAGUCCACCAAGCGCCAACUCGUACCUAUCCAGAUGGAACCGAUAUCCGGUGCUGCUGCCAUGACGGAAGAAGAGAUCUCGCAGGCAGUCAGAGCUCUUGCCCAGGAGAUCCCAUCCGAGCGGGACGGGCUGUGGAGCUGGGAAGUCAAGUGGGACUACAUGGACGACUCUGUCAUCCGAGAGAAGCUGCGGCCGUUUGUCGAGAAGAAGGUGGUGGACUACCUGGGCGUACAGGAGGAGAUGCUGGUAGAGGCGGUGGAGGAGCAUUUACGAAAGCACGGCACUGCCGGUGCGCUGGUGGAGGAGCUCGAAGGGGCGUUGGAUGAGGAUGCCGAGGAUCUGGUCAAGAAGUUGUGGCGCAUGGUGAUUUUCUUUACUGAGAGUGAGAAGCGAGGGUUGCCAGCGUAG
This is a messenger RNA of Metarhizium album ARSEF 1941, 2277 nucleotides long. Its product is annotated as U1 snRNP-associated protein Usp107. NCBI's taxonomy places the organism in Eukaryota, Fungi, Ascomycota, Sordariomycetes, Hypocreales, Clavicipitaceae. Gene Ontology annotation, biological process: mRNA processing. The record is from RefSeq and is a predicted model, not a curated record. Gene Ontology annotation, cellular component: spliceosomal complex. The transcript is spliced from 3 exons. Bases 1 to 2277 code for a protein of 758 amino acids. Gene Ontology annotation, molecular function: mRNA binding.